CCACGCCUGCGCUCUGCAAACGCGGUGGUGGCUGUACCUCUGAGGUGAGGUGUCCCUUUCGCUGAUGGGCUCUGCUCCAACGGUAUAGCUCCAUGAAUAACUUAAACGACCCCCCAAAUUGGAACAUCCGGCCCAAUUCCAGGGCUGAUGGGGGUGAUGGAAGCAAGUGGAAUUAUGCCCUGUUGGUGCCAAUGCUGGGAUUGGCAGCAUUUCGUUGGAUUUGGUCUAGGGAAUCCCAAAAAGAAAUAGAAAAAGCAAGAGAAGCAUAUCAUCAGAGAACAACUGCUUUCCAACAGGAUCUUGAAGCUAAAUACCAUGCUGUGAUCUCAGAACAUCGGCGAGCUGUUGCUCAGCUGUCUUUGGAACUGGAAAAGGAGCAAAAUAGAACAACUAGUUUUCGAGAAGCCCUUAUCUCUCAGGGGCGUAAGUUGGCAGAAGAAAGGAAGCUUCUUGAACAGGAACGAGCUCAGAUAAUGCAAGAAAAAAGCCAGCUGCAGCCUUUGAGAAGUGUGUAUCUGAGGUGCCUGGAAGAAGAGGACAACUGGCAGAGGAGAGCCCAGCUCGUGCUGAAGGAGGUGGGAGAAGCUCUCGUGGAACGCCAAAAUAUCUACUGCAGCCUCAUCCUUCCCCGUAGUACAAGGCUAGACCUGGAGAAGAACUUACUGGUGCGCUCGUCUGUUGAUCCAGUGGCUGCUGAUCUAGACAUGGCAGCUGGCUUAUCUGACAUAUUUAAGCAUGAUAAGCAUUGUGGAGAUGUCUGGAACACCAACAAGCGCCAAAAUGGGAGACUCAUGUGGGUGUAUCUCAAAUAUUGGGAGCUACUUGUUGAACUUAAAAAGUUUAAGAAAGUAGAGAAAGUCAUACUAGAAAAAUAAGAGAGACUGGAGAAAUGGCUCAGUGGUUAAGAGCACUUACUGCUCUUCCAGGAGACCUGGGUUAAUUCCAAGCACCCACAUGGCAGCUCACAACUGUCUGUAACUCCAAGAUCUGACACCCUUACACAGACAUACAUGCAGGUAAAACACCAAUGCACAUAAAAUAAAAAUAAAUAAAUGAAAUGAAAUAAUAAGAAUGAAAUGAAACGUAAGGCCAGAUGGGGUCAUUCACCAUGGCCGUCUGCAUUCUGGGCUCUCUGAUACGUACUUUCCCUUUGCCACCACAUGUGACCCAGUGCAGCUACCCUUGUGAGAACUCAAGUCUUUCCACCCUUUGAGCAGUGCAGUAGGAUCUUAGCAGAUAAGUUUUUUCUAUAAUGCUCUGCAGUUAUUAGAAAUUCAG
Molecule: messenger RNA, 1278 nt
Organism: Peromyscus eremicus (cactus mouse)
Lineage: Eukaryota; Metazoa; Chordata; Mammalia; Rodentia; Cricetidae
Gene: Ccdc127
Product: coiled-coil domain containing 127
Exons: 3
Coding region: 93-875 (260 amino acids)
Source: RefSeq, a predicted model, not a curated record